This is a messenger RNA of Erinaceus europaeus (western European hedgehog), 3156 nucleotides long. It is a transcript of the gene UBQLN4, whose product is annotated as ubiquilin 4. Gene Ontology annotation, cellular component: cytosol. Gene Ontology annotation, molecular function: polyubiquitin modification-dependent protein binding. The transcript is spliced from 11 exons. The record is from RefSeq and is a predicted model, not a curated record. The coding region runs from base 122 to 1909 and encodes 595 amino acids. Gene Ontology annotation, biological process: ubiquitin-dependent protein catabolic process. Lineage: Eukaryota; Metazoa; Chordata; Mammalia; Eulipotyphla; Erinaceidae.
GCGGGGCGGCCGGGCGGGGCGCGGAGAGGCGGCGCUGGCGGCGCCGGAGCGGGGCGGCGGGCCGGCGGGAGGGCGGGAGGAGGGGCCGGGGCGCGCUGGCGGGCGGCCGGGCGGCGGCGGCAUGGCGGAGCCGAGCGGGGCCGACGCGAGGCCCCCCAUCCGGGUCACCGUCAAGACCCCCAAGGACAAGGAGGAGAUCGUGAUCUGCGAUCGCGCCUCGGUCAAAGAGUUCAAAGAGGAGAUCUCUCGGAGAUUUAAGGCACAGCAAGAUCAGCUGGUCCUGAUCUUCGCCGGCAAGAUCCUCAAGGACGGGGACACCCUGAGCCAGCAUGGAAUCAAAGAUGGGCUCACGGUCCAUCUGGUUAUCAAGACAGCUCAGAAGGCCCAGGACCCGGCAGCUGCCAGCGUCUCUUCGCCCUCCACUCCGGAUGCCACCUCCGCACCCUCUACCACACCUGCAUCCCCAGCCACCCCUGCCCAGCCCUCCACCUCAGGCAGUGCUACUUCGGACACCGGCAACGGGAGCAGAAGGAGCAGUGGAGGGGGGCCCUCGCUUGGGGCUGGGGAGGGGUCCCCCAGUGCUACUGCCUCCAUCCUCUCUGGCUUCGGGGGCAUCUUGGGCCUGGGCAGCCUGGGCCUGGGCUCGGCCAACUUCAUGGAGCUGCAGCAGCAGAUGCAGAGGCAGCUGAUGUCCAACCCCGAGAUGCUGUCACAGAUCAUGGAAAACCCACUGGUCCAGGACAUGAUGUCCAACCCCGAGCUGAUGCGUCACAUGAUCAUGGCCAACCCCCAGAUGCAGCAGCUCAUGGAGCGCAACCCUGAGAUCAGCCACAUGCUCAACAACCCAGAGCUCAUGCGGCAGACAAUGGAGUUGGCUCGGAACCCGGCCAUGAUGCAGGAGAUGAUGCGGAACCAGGACCGGGCUCUUAGCAACUUGGAGAGCAUCCCAGGCGGCUACAAUGCCCUCCGCCGCAUGUACACUGACAUCCAGGAGCCCAUGUUCACUGCUGCUCGAGAACAGUUUGGCACCGACCCCUUCUCUUCCUUGACUGGGAACUCUGACACAACGUCCUCCCAGCCUCUGCGGACGGAGAACCGGGAGCCGCUCCCUAACCCCUGGAGCCCCUCACCCCCUGCUUCCCAGGCCCCCGGCUCUGGCCGGGAUGGCACCGGAGGAUCAGGGGGCAGCCAGGUGCACCCAACGGUCUCCAACCCCUUUGGGAUCAAUGCGGCCAGCCUGGGGUCAGGGAUGUUCAACAGCCCCGAGAUGCAGGCACUGCUGCAGCAGAUCUCAGAGAACCCCCAACUGAUGCAGAACGCACUGUCAGCACCCUACAUGCGCAGCAUGAUGCAGAUGCUUGCCCAGAACCCUGACUUUGCCACUCAGAUGAUGGUGAAUGUACCCCUCUUUGCGGGGAAUCCUCAGCUGCAGGAGCAGCUCCGCCUGCAGCUCCCUGUCUUCCUGCAGCAGAUGCAGAACCCAGAGUCUCUCUCCAUCCUCACCAAUCCCCGAGCCAUGCAGGCACUGCUACAGAUCCAGCAAGGCCUACAGACCUUGCAAACUGAGGCCCCAGGGCUGGUGCCCAGCCUUGGUUCCUUUGGGAUACCCCGGACCCCAGCACCCUCAGCUGGCAGCAACAGCAGCUCUACGCCUGAGGCCCCGCUGACCACGUCCCCCCCUGCAGGAGCGUCCAGUGCCCCACAGCAGCUUGUGCAGCAGAUGAUCCAGCUUCUGGCUGGGAAUGGGGGCACACAGGUGCAGACCCCAGAAGUGAGGUUCCAGCAGCAGCUGGAACAGCUUAAUGCCAUGGGUUUCAUCAACCGGGAAGCCAACCUGCAGGCCCUAAUCGCCACAGGAGGCGACAUCAAUGCAGCCAUCGAAAGACUCCUGGGUUCCCAGCUGUCCUAACUGCAGCCCUCGCCCUGGUGCCAGCAGCCAUCCUUCCAUGCCCUGAAGCUUGUCAUCCCACCUGUCUUUUCUCCAGACAGCAGGGGGUUUCCAGGACCUGCCCCCCCCCCCCUCUUGGGGCACCGCCUGAAGAUUUUGUUGUCACUUCUACAUCUCUUCUGGAAUCUUCUCCCUGGCCCUGCUGAGUUGGGGAGCAGAGCUGCCCACAUGGUGUCCACAGCCACUCAUUGCCGUCUACAGGCCUCUCAGUGGCCAGGCAGAGAGGGGCAUCCGGCAACUUCCAGUCUGCUGGGGCAGGGUCUUCGAGCUGAACCUCACUCAUUUCUUGUGUAGUUUUGCUAGCUUUCCCUCCUCUCUCCCCCACACUGCAGAGGUGCAGGAGAGCUGGGGCCUACUGCUCUGCUCGCCCCCAGACUGGUCCCAUCCUCCAGCACUUUUGCAGGGACAAGAGGGGGAUGCCAACUCCCACCUGCUGAAAGGGGUGAGAUGCAGGCCUGCAGGCAAGGAAUCUGUGAGCCUGGGGAAGACAGCUUGAAAUUGUGUUAGGGAACGAGAGGAAGAAGAGCUCUCUCAGGCAGGAGUCCAGGCUACAGGCUGGCAGAGGAGACUCAGAGAGGCCAGUGGCAUUGGAGUCUUAAGAGGGGAGCUCUAGGACACUGGCACUGUAAAUAGGGGUGGGGGCAUGUCACUUUAGUCCCCUCAGCCCCAGGGUUUCUGUGCACAUUCACAUGUGUGCUGCACAUUGCAAGAACCCAGGACUUGGCUAUGUUUGAAUACGCCAGUGAUCAGAGGGCACCGGUGCCCAGGAUACAAAGAGGCUCAGGGCCUGUCUCCAAAGUAUGUGGGGUGGGGUUGGCUGGGCAGACUCUGCCUUGGUUCCUGGUACAGGGUGCUCUCCCACCAUGGACCUCUGGAUGCUAGGCAACCCCACUAAAGCUGUCUGCCUUGACCAGUGCCGGGUCCCCCUUGUUGGAGCAAAGUAGAGGGCUCUUCUCCUCCAUCCCUGCCCCCAGGGGCUCUGGCUUUUGUCAGCCUGGACUGUGCUCUGUGGGGCCCCUAGGAGGCUGACACUACCUCCCCACUGCCAAACAGCCUAGCAGGCCCUGUGGCUGAGACUGGAGGCAAGGGGAGCUGGCAUUCACUCCGAAUGGGAAAGUGUCCCAAACAGUCCAGAGAAGACUCCCCGCUGGACUCCGCUGUGACUUCCACACUGGUCUUUGUAAAUAAAUGGUGUGGUCUUUGUGUGA